Molecule: messenger RNA, 2583 nt
Organism: Penaeus chinensis
Lineage: Eukaryota; Metazoa; Arthropoda; Malacostraca; Decapoda; Penaeidae
Product: carbohydrate sulfotransferase 11-like
Exons: 8
Coding region: 419-1477 (352 amino acids)
Biological process (GO): carbohydrate biosynthetic process
Cellular component (GO): membrane
Molecular function (GO): sulfotransferase activity
Source: RefSeq, a predicted model, not a curated record
CAGGGUUGUGUGAGGAUACGGUUGUGCGUAUGUGAUAAAUCUCAAAAUAUUCGACAUUUAGAUCUAGAAAUUGACAAAGGCUUGUUUAUUUCGGAAGAGAAAAUACAGAUAAAGAAAUUGCAAUAUAUCGGAAAAGACUAUCGCAGUUAAAGUUGAAAAGUGAUGAAACUAUAAUUAUUUGAGGGGAAAACUUAGUGAGGUGUCAGUGUUCAAACGAGUGAAACAAAUUAACCAAACAAAUGUGAUACUUAGAAUUAAAUAAACAAAAAGAUACAUAAUAAAACACACACACACACGGAAAAUCUACAAGUGUUAAGAAUUUUGAUAUAGGGGAAUUGCGAUUUGUCUGCAUCUGUGUGGCUAUACCAUCAGGUAGAAACCAAUUCAUGUUUACUCUUAGAGCGAAGCAAAGAACGCUAUGGUCCCGCGCAUUACCAAGAGACGCCUUGCCUGUUCGUUAUCCCUGUUGCUGUUCCUGUCACUGUAUAUGUCGCAGGGAGAAGAGAGUGACAGUCCAAACGACGGCCGUUUGGAGAAGCGACGUCAGCUGCCUAUGAAGAAGGAUCGGAAUGAUCUGAUUGAAUCAGUUACACUGCCGGACAGAUGGAACAUAUCAGAGGCACACUUGGAGGAGCUGAAUGCAAGACGCCAACACGUGCAAGAGACCUGCAGGAAACUUGGUCUCGAUCAACCAUCACAGACCAAUAAACUCAACGCGUGGGAAUUCCUGUAUAACAAGGAGUACAACCUCUUAUGGUGUAACGUGUUCAAGGCGGCUUCGUCUACGUGGUUCUGGAAUUUCAACAUUCUCGCUGGUUACACGGAGAAGCAACUCAUCACGGCUACAGUCGCGCCUGUCGAAAUGGCGAGAAAGCGUUAUCCCAGACCUACCAUCGGUGAAGUCCAAGAAAUAAUGGCAAGCAAUCCUCCACCCAUCUCCUUCAUGAUUACUAAACAUCCUUUCAUACGCCUCGUUUCAGCUUACCGAAACAAGAUUCUUGCCGGAAAUGCUAUAUAUACUCCCCUCUUCAAGACAAUAUACAGAAAAUACAAACACUUAGGUCCUCCGGUGCCCAGACGAAUGAAGGACGGAAGUCUUGCGGGCACAGGCAUCUCUCCUUCUUUCAACCAGUUCGUACAGUAUAUAUUAGACAAGGAGGCGAACGGGAAGACCCUAGAUAUGCACUGGAUUCCACAGACUAGGUUUUGCACUCCCUGUCUUGCGAAUUUCAGCAUUUAUGCCAAGACGGAGACAUUAAACGAAGACGGAAACUAUAUCAUCUUUACCUCAGGGAUUAACAACGUGAUUAAACCGAAGACAGUCAACCGGUCAGUUGGCGUUCCAACAUCCCAGGUGGCGCUCACGUACAUUUGCCAGCUCUCGCAACAGCAGUUUGACGACCUGGUUAGGCUGUACCAGUACGACCUACAGUUGUUCCUGUACGACGUGGAACAAUUUAGGAACUGUGCCACGUAGCGAUGGCGUGUUUGUGUGAGUCCAUCCUUGGAUUUGGGAAGGGCCGGAGUGUGAAGGAAGAAAAGGUGUUUCGUUAUAUUUUUUUAGGAAGUGGGGGAAUAUGCGUUAUAUAUUUCAUUAUAAGAAAAUAUCAUUAUUAUUGUAUAUACCGUGUAUGUGCGAAAAAAAAAACUAUAUAUAUUAGAUAUAUAUCAAAUCAUAAAUAAUCCGUUAUCAUGCGUAAGAAAUAAAGUUAAAAUCUGAAGAUUUAUUGUCUAAGAUUCAUCCCUGGAACAAAACUGCAGCAGAAAUCUUUCCAGUGAAAUAAGGGCUAAUAUCCCGUAGAAUUAAAAAUCGGGGUGUUAUAUAUCUGAUCCUCUUAUUUCCCUAUUAUUUACUUCCAGAGUAUAAUUUAAACACACACAUACAGGAAUUAUAUAUAUAUAUUUAAAUUAACCCACGCCUUAUCAUCAUUGAAAAAGAACAGUGAUUCAAAACUUUAGUAACGACAAGAAAAACAAAAAUAUAUAUAUACAUAUUUGGAACGCGAAAGAUCGUUAAGCCAGCAAGGUAGAUUUUAGAAAGAUGUACACUCCUCCAGCCAUCACAACAUUUAGUAAGUCGGUGAUAAUGGUAUCCUUAAAGAAUCAGUUGCUGGAAUUCCGGUGUAAACAAAAAUACAUUUUAAAAAUGACAAGAUCAAAUGCAAAUGGAAAUUUUAAAAAAAUAGAAACCUUUAUAGCGACGAUGUCUUUGAUAAUACGACAUAUGUCAGAUGAGCUUUGUUAAAUGGUUGUUCAUAUGAAAAGCUGUUGAACAUCAUUAUAUUUGUAUGCAUGUAGUCGUACAGUACAUGUCUCACUUAUUUUUAUUUAUUUAUUAAUCUUUUUUUAAUCUUUUUUUGAUAAAUUAGUUUUUUCGUUCCUUCCUGCAAUAGGAUUGAAUUUGCCCGAUUGUUUACAUAGAGUUACAUAUGUCUAACUGCACUAAAGGCUCACUCUCAUCACGAAAGGUCAGCUGGUUUUGCACCAAAUACAGGGCCAGGAUUAUGACAGGUCGUUAUGUCACAUAAAUAUUUAUUUUCGCUGUACAUAUAGAUAUAUACAAUAAAUAUUGUCACAGUCUUA